Molecule: messenger RNA, 1823 nt
Organism: Diospyros lotus (date-plum)
Lineage: Eukaryota; Viridiplantae; Streptophyta; Magnoliopsida; Ericales; Ebenaceae
Product: probable serine/threonine-protein kinase PBL7
Exons: 10
Coding region: 121-1746 (541 amino acids)
Biological process (GO): protein phosphorylation
Cellular component (GO): plasma membrane
Molecular function (GO): ATP binding; protein kinase activity
Source: RefSeq, a predicted model, not a curated record
AAACCAAACCCAUCCUUUUCCACUAGCGCCGCUAAAGUUAUACCCUCCUCCCCGUGUGCUUCACUACUACCUACUUCAUCAGUUGUUGUCACCUUAAUUUCUUCUCCAAGCUAGCUAGAAAUGGCGGGCAAAGUUGAGAAGGUGAUGAUCAGCCUGGACGCGUCCAAGGAGCUCCCUUCAACUGCAAUCAUAACGGCGCUGCAUGGCCUCUUCCUCAGGCCCCUCGACAAGACUACCCUUCUGGGAAUCAUUCCACCGCUGCGUUCUGCGGCAACCACCCCUCCCUCAAUGGCCUGUGGAUUUUUAACCAGAUACAAGCGAAAACUGGACUCCAGCUCGACUAUAAAACAGAAAGAGGAACUCUCGGACCAAGAAAUGGAAAGGAAGAUGGAUGCGUACCGGAACAAGGAUGAAGUAUGGGAAAUAACUGACUUCUGCCGAAGGAAACAGAUCGAGUUCGAUGUGCACGUGCAAAUAGGCUACUCGUUGAAGGAUAUUACAGUGGAAGCUGCGAGCAAAAUAGGAGCGACUUGUGUUAUCCUUGACAGACAGAUGAAGAAAGAUGGAAAAUAUGUCAUGGAGAAUCUCUCAUGCAGCAGAAUAUUAAGGCUGAAAACUGAUAAUACCAUAGAGUAUCUGAGGCAGCCAAGGGGACUGGGAAUCAGUAUAAGCAAUACUGAAAGAGGCCAAAGCAGCCACAGCAAUUGUGAUUGCUCUCACAUAAUCCAUGAAGGAACUUCUUCUAGAGGGCAACCGCAACAACGGGCAUUCGAGAACUUGGUUUGUUCUGUUUGCAACAACAGACGGCCCAGCAUUGGAUUCUUCAAACAAUUCAAGUUCAAGGACAUCAAGGAUGCGACAAAUUCUUUCUCUCCUCAAAAUUUGAUGUCUGACGGCGGGGGCAGUGGCAAGGACAUCCACAUGGGACAGCUAGCUAAUGGAAUGCUGAUUACUGUGAAAGAGCACAGCUUCUUCUCUGACAUGGUCAGAAAACAUGCUGUAAGAGAUCCGAAAGAGAAAGAGUUCAAGUCGGAGGUUCGGUUCCUUGGAAAAAUCAGAGAUGAGAACGUCGCUAUGCUGGUGGGAUUUUGCUCAGAAGAUGGUCACAGGCUGCUUGUUUAUGAAUACGUUUGCGAUGGUUCUCUGGAACAAUAUCUCUCAAACAAGAGAGAGCUGAAAUGGGACAAGAGAGUGGAAAUAGCCACCGGAACAGCCAAAGGCUUGCAGUAUCUGCACACAAAGAGAAUUUAUGGAAACGUGAGGCCCUGCAACAUCUUCCUAACACAUGACCACCACCCUUUGCUUAUGAAUCUUGAACUCACAAGACAUCAGUACGAUGAACCGGCUGAUCAGACACUAGGGCGUGACGCCAGAAGAACUUUUGAGUACGUAGCGCCUGAGUAUGCAGAAACCGGGAAAGAUUCAAGCAAGAGUGAUGUUUACUCAUUUGGGGUGAUUCUUCUAGAGCUUAUCACUGGCCGAAGAACUACUCAAGAUACAAAUGGCCACAGUUUCCUGCGAUGGGCAAGACCGCUGGUGAAAAAGAAGAUCUAUGGAGACUUGAUCGAUCCAAUGGUGAUGGAUUCGCAUGAUCUUCACCAACUCUUUUGCCUAGUCCAUCUGGUGGAAAAAUGCCUCAGCUGGGAUCCUGAUAGAAGGUUCUCAAUAGACAAGGUGGCGGCUGGUCUAACACGUAUAAGUCAAGGUCUCGACAUUGGAGAAUUCUCUCCCCCUGAAUCUGUUUAAGAUGACGAGCUAGCGAUGAUCAAACAGCCAAGUAAGAUUACAGAAGACUCGGCGAUCUGCUACAGAGUUUGAUAAAU